Molecule: messenger RNA, 1485 nt
Organism: Xenopus laevis (African clawed frog)
Lineage: Eukaryota; Metazoa; Chordata; Amphibia; Anura; Pipidae
Gene: cdv3.S
Product: CDV3 homolog S homeolog
Cellular component (GO): cytoplasm
Source: RefSeq, marked provisional
CUAUUAGCGCUUUCAUUAACUCUCAACGCCAUGGCUGAGCCACAAGAAAAGAGUCUGGACGACUUUUUCGCGAAGAGGGACAAAAAGAAGAAGAAAGAUAAAGGAGUGUCGGGGAGUGCGGCGGGGAGCCGAGGGGCAGCAAGGCCGCCUGACGGGGCACCUUCUUCAUCUUCUUCUAUGUCCGGAGCAGGGAAAGGCGUAAAGAAGGAAAAGUCUGGCAAGAGCGACAACCCUGAUCAACUACAGGAAAAAGAAGAUGAUGAAUGGAAAGAAUUUGAGCAGAAAGAAGUCGAUUACUCUGGCCUAAGGAUUCAGUCAUUACAAUUAAGCAAUGAAAAAGAAGAUGAUGAAAAUGAAAAGAAGGAAGAACAAGGAGCGGACUGGGAAGAAACUGGAGGUUAUGGUACAGACAAGUCAUCUGGCCCUUGGAAUAAGACCUCUCAGGCCCAGGCUCCCAUAAGUGCUGUUACAGAAGCACCAGAGCCUGUCCAUACUGGUGGUGUAUACAGGCCUCCUGCAGCCAGAGCCUCUGUUUCAACACGAAAACCACAGGGUCCCCCCGAAAUUUAUAGUGAUACACAGUUUCCAUCGCUUCAAGCAACUGCCAAACACACAGAGUCCCGCAGGGAAAAAGAAAUGGAGAAGACUUUUGAAAUGGUAAAGCAUAAAAAUCGUGCAAGGGAUGAAGCAACCAAGAACCAAGCCCUCCGACUUCAGUUAGACAACCAGUAUGCGGUUUUAGGAGAACAGUAAAGCGGCAAAUACAAAUUUAUUGUAUUUUAUAAAUAUAUUUUUUUUUACCCACCCAACAAGGUAAUCAAACUACAGCUCUCAACGUAUGAACAUUAACCUGUUUGAACUUUUCCAAUAUCCCACUUUAUGAACUUGAUGAAAAAUAAUUGGAAAAUUAAACGUCACACACAAAACCUUAUAUGGUUUUUUUUUUUUUUUUCAAAGUCUUGGAAUAUGUGCCUGUCAAGGCGCUGAAAACUGUACAGUAAUUCCCAACAUGUUGUAAAUCUUACACAUCAAAGAAGAGAAAAGAAAAAUCAGCAUUAAGUGGUUAUUAUCAAAAUAUUUUUAUGCUGAGCCUUGACUAAGGUCGACUACCUCAUAUGCUGUGCUUAAUGUGGACACCACACAGACUAUAAACUCUUUGAGAAAAGUCAGCUCUUCAGAUUAUCUGCUUUCAGUGUCAAUGAUUUAAGUGACCUUAAAGGGAUUAUUGGUGAAAGUAGGUCUGCAAUUGGUACGGGUCUCUAAAGAAAUUCUGAUCCUUGUAGCUGUAGUUUGUUACCCUUUUAAAGGGCAAAACUCAUCAGACAUGGCAAGAGAGGGGUACAAUUGUCUGACUAAUUGGCUCACUUCCUGCUGUUGACUCUUAACAGUAUCCAGUGCAAGUCUAUUUUCUGUAAUCUUUAAAUAUUCAAUCUAGUAUUGCCAGUCACUGGUGCAAUAAACCUGUUCUGUUGAUGCAUUGUCUAA